Molecule: messenger RNA, 198 nt
Organism: Funneliformis caledonium
Lineage: Eukaryota; Fungi; Glomeromycota; Glomeromycetes; Glomerales; Glomeraceae
Source: the annotation of a GenBank genome assembly
AUCAGCAGUUUUUGGAGGCUGUGAAUUUAUUAUCUAAUAAAGAUUUUGAGAUUCUCUUUAAUAGUUUAGAGCAUGAAAUUGCAAAAGCCUUAGAAUCUUUCAAAAAUGGUUUUCACCAUACUUCAUUUACCAUUGGCAGUUUAAUUGAAAAUUUUGAAGAUGAUAGAAAUAAUGGAAUUACAGAUGACUUUGGUUUAA